AACUACCCGCCCCCCCUCACUUUGCUUCAUCUUCUCCAACCUCCAAACCCCACCUCCCAUGGCUUCCCUUUGCCUUCAACCUCAAGCAGCCAUGGCUACACACACACAGUUGCAGCGUCAACCUUCUCCAAACAGACCCAACAAGCUUCACUUCAUCGCCUUCGGAGCUCCCUCGUCGCCAUCGAUGCCUCGUCGAUUUCAUCAUGCUUCCUCCUCGCGUCCAGCCAUUGAUGCUACUGUUCACACAGCUGUGCCUGUGUCGUCACUUCAUCUUCUUCGUCCAAUGAACAACAGUCCAGCUACUUUUUCUUCGUGUUCGUCAACGCUCGUUGCCAUGGCUGCUGUCGCGACUGCGUCUCCUCUUCGUCGACCGCGGCUAUCGCCGCUACUUCCGAGCACGUCGAGCUGCUGCCAUGGUCGACCAGCUGCUCCUGUUCCGAGCACGUCAACUGCUGCCUGUGUCCAGCUGUGACGAGCAACCAUGGCUGCUCCGAACGGAUGUCGCCGCUGUUUCUCCUUAACCUCCAUUGCUACUGCUUCGACGUUGUUUCAGCCGAAUCCUUAAGUUCGAGUUCGUCGUUGGUUAGUCGUUCGUCGUUUCAAUCCGGUACACAACUGUAA
Molecule: messenger RNA, 621 nt
Organism: Nicotiana tabacum (common tobacco)
Lineage: Eukaryota; Viridiplantae; Streptophyta; Magnoliopsida; Solanales; Solanaceae
Source: RefSeq, a predicted model, not a curated record